This is a messenger RNA of Durio zibethinus, 1531 nucleotides long. Lineage: Eukaryota; Viridiplantae; Streptophyta; Magnoliopsida; Malvales; Malvaceae. The record is from RefSeq and is a predicted model, not a curated record.
CCAAAUUCGCGCAAAAAAAAAAAAAAAAAAAACACCCAAUUCGAUCAUAUUAGAAAAACCCUAACCGGCUAGCAUUCUGUCUUAAAAAGGAAGUUUUUCUCGGAAAGAUCUCCGAUUGUUUUCGUGGUGGCAAAAACUUAUCUCUUAGAAGUUUGUAGAUUUUUUGUUGCAGAUAUAUAGAAGGAUCGAUUGCUACAAGUUAACGAUGGUUAUUGAAGUGGAAGAGAUGGAGAAGGCGCGAACCAGGAAACGGCCUCGUCUUGGGUGGGACGUCGCACCAUCUGGGCCAGAGGCGCAACGAGCUCUGGUGACGGCUCGGCGUUCCUCGCCGCCCAAGAGGGAUGAUGAUCACGAAGGCCAUUACGUCUUUAACCUCGGCGAAAAUCUCACUCCAAGAUAUAAAAUACUUAGUAAGAUGGGUGAAGGCACAUUUGGCCGAGUUUUGGAAUGUUGGGACCGUCAAACACGAGAGUAUGUUGCGAUUAAGGUAGUUAGAAGCAUACGUAAAUACCGUGAUGCAGCAAUGAUUGAAGUUGAUAUACUGCAACAUCUUGCUAAGAAUGAUAAAGGCAUCUCACGCUGUGUACAGAUUCGCAAUUGGUUUGAUUACCGCAAUCACAUUUGUAUUGUGUUUGAGAAGCUUGGACCCAGUUUAUUUGAUUUUCUAAAGAGAAAUAAAUACUGCCCUUUUCCUGUGGAUCUUGUUCGGGAAUUUGGACGUCAGCUUUUGGAAUCUGUAGCAUAUAUGCAUGAUUUGCUCUUAAUCCACACUGACCUGAAGCCAGAAAAUAUUCUUCUUGUAUCUUCUGAAUAUGUAAAGCUUCCUGGCUGCAAGAGGAGUUCUUCAGAUGAAAUGCAUUUCAGGUGCUUGCCAAAGUCAAGUGCCAUUAAGCUGAUUGAUUUUGGUAGUACUGCAUUUGAUAAUCAGAAUCAUAGCUCCAUUGUUUCCACAAGGCAUUACAGAGCCCCUGAGAUUAUUCUAGGGAUAGGUCUAGGUUGGAGUUAUCCAUGUGAUCUCUGGAGUGUUGGUUGUAUACUUAUUGAACUAUGCACUGGUGAAGCAUUAUUUCAAACCCAUGAGAACUUGGAGCAUUUGGCAAUGAUGGAGAGGGUAUUAGGACCUCUUCCUGAGCAUAUGAUUCGAAGGGCUAACCGGGGUGCUGAAAAGUAUUUUCGACGAGGCUCUAGACUAAAUUGGCCUGAAGGAGCAGUAUCUAGGGAGAGUAUUAGAGCUGUUAAGAAGCUUGAUCGACUGAAGAAUAUGGUAUCACAUGCAGAGAGAUCAAGAUAUUCAUUUGCAGACCUGUUGGAAGGUUUGUUGAAAUAUGAGCCAUCUGAACGUCUCACUGCACGUCAGGCUCUAAAUCAUCCUUUUUUUAAGAAUCCAAGCUAAGUGGAAAUAGUAAAUAAAUGGUUUCAAAGUGCUUGGAUAUCUGUGGGAGACAAUGGCGAAGGCCACAAAUUUUGAGAUUCCUAUGUUUGUAUACCAUGUUGGUUUAUCAGAAUAUAGAAGUUGCAUAUUUUGUUGUGA